Frankliniella occidentalis (western flower thrips) is the source of this 873-nucleotide messenger RNA. Its product is annotated as zinc finger protein 239-like. Gene Ontology annotation, cellular component: nucleus. Lineage: Eukaryota; Metazoa; Arthropoda; Insecta; Thysanoptera; Thripidae. The record is from RefSeq and is a predicted model, not a curated record. Gene Ontology annotation, molecular function: DNA-binding transcription factor activity, RNA polymerase II-specific; RNA polymerase II cis-regulatory region sequence-specific DNA binding. The annotation marks the transcript as partial. Gene Ontology annotation, biological process: central nervous system development; regulation of transcription by RNA polymerase II. The transcript has 3 exons.
AUGGUUCUAAUAGAGGAGGCAGUCCUCUCACCUACAUCCAGAGGCCCAGAUGAGUGCUGCCUGUCGUGGGAGCCUCCCCCUAAAGCAGAGUUUACGAGUCUCCACACCAUGUCCACCCAAUGCAGCAAUACGUUCACGAGAGGUUCCAAUCUCCGUAAGAACACAGGAGAGAAGCCCUUUGAGUGUACUGUAUGCAACAAGAAAUUCGCCCGCAGUUCCCGUCUCCAUGACCAUUUCCGAACGCACUCAGGAGAGAAGCCUUUUGAGUGUACUGUGUGCAACAAGAAAUUCGCCAGCAGUUCCAAUCUCCAUGACCAUCUCAGAACGCACACAGGAGAGAAGCCUUUUGAGUGUACUGUGUGCAACAAGAAAUUCGCCAGCAGUUCCAAUCUCCAUGACCAUCUCCGAACGCACACUGGAGAGAAGCCCUUUGAGUGUACUCUGUGCAACAAGAAAUUCUCGGAGAGUGGCAAGCUUCGCACGCAUCUACGAACGCACACUGGAGAGAAGCCAUUUGAGUGUGCUGUGUGCUGCAAGACAUUUUCUCAAAGUUCUAAUCUUUCUGUACAUCUUCGAACGCACUCUGGAGUAAAGUCUUUUGAGUGUACUGUGUGCAACAAGAAAUUCGCCAGCAGUUCCAAUCUCCAUGGCCAUCUCCGAUCGCACACAGGAGAGAAGCCUUUUGAGUGUACUGUGUGCAGCAAGAAAUUUGUGCAGAAAUCCCAUCUCCAUGCACAUCUUCGCACGCACACAGGAGAGAAGCCCUUUGAGUGUACUGUGUGCAACAAGAAAUUCGCCAGCAGUUCCAAUCUCCAUGGUCAUCUCCGAACGCACACAGGAGAGAAGCCUUUUGAGUGUACUGUGUGCAACAAG